Messenger RNA from Helianthus annuus (common sunflower), 2262 nucleotides. RefSeq lists its product as uncharacterized. Gene Ontology annotation, molecular function: nucleic acid binding. The transcript has 4 exons. Bases 1 to 2262 code for a protein of 753 amino acids. The record is from RefSeq and is a predicted model, not a curated record. Lineage: Eukaryota; Viridiplantae; Streptophyta; Magnoliopsida; Asterales; Asteraceae.
AUGGUAGCUAUUUUUCAUGACAUGAUCGAAGACUCCAUGGAGGUAUUCAUGGAUGAUUUCUCUGUUUUCGGGAGUUCUUUCGAUCAAUGUCUUGGAAAUCUGAAAAGAAUGUUAAUGAGAUGUGAGGAAACUAAUCUUGUGCUUAACUGGGAGAAGUGCCACUUCAUGGUGAAAGAAGGGGUAGUUCUCGGACACAAAAUCUCUGAAGCCGGAUUGGAAGUAGAUCCAGCGAAAGUGGAUAUCAUUUCUAAACUUCCUCCCCCAACCUUGGUCAGAGCGAUUAGAAGUUUCCCGGGUCAUGCAGGGUUCUAUAGGCGAUUCAUAAAAGACUUUUCAAAAAUCGCAAGACCUAUGACCCGUUUGUUAGAAAAAGAUGUUCCAUUUGUGUUUUCAGACGAGUGCAUGAAAGCGUUCAAGCAGCUUAAGCAAAGGUUUAUCGAAGCCCCUAUUUUAGUUGCACCUGACUGGGCAUUGCCAUUUGAGAUAAUGUGCGAUGCUAGUGAUUACGCAAUAGGAGUAGUCUUAGGACAACGAAGGGAGAAGCAUUUUCAACCUAUUUACUAUGCCAGCAAAACUCUACACGAUGCUCAAGAAAAUUACACGACUACAGAGAAAGAGCUUUUGGCAGUAGUUUAUGCUUUCGACAAAUUCAGGUCAUACCUUGUGUUGUCCAAAACAAUUGUGUAUACGGAUCAUGCAGCAAUCAAAUACCUUUUUAGCAAACAAGACGCAAAACCACGUCUUAUCAGAUGGAUCUUGUUACUACAAGAAUUCGACAUUGAAAUCCAAGACAAAAAGGGAGCUUUGAAUGUUGUAGCCGACCAUGUCUCGAGACUUGAGCAUGGAAGUUCUGAAAAUUCGUUGGAAGAACCAAUAAAUGACAAUUUCCCCCACGAAUUCCUUUUGAGUAUCGAGAUGAAUGACGAGUCACCAUGGUUCACCGACUUUGCAAACUACUUCGCAUGUGGAAUCCUUAUCAAAGGAUUGUUAUAUCAGCAAAAAAGGAAGUUCUUUGCAGAUUUGAAAUAUUAUAUUUGGGACGAACCAUACUUGUUUAGAAUCGGAGUCGAUCAGGUGAUCCGAAGAUGUGUAUUUGGAGAAGAGGCAGCUAGCAUUCUGCACCAUUGUCACGAAGGGCCAACCGAAGGUCAUCAUGGAGCAAACUACACUACAAAGAAAGUUUUAGACUCUGGGUUUUACUGGCCCACAAUCUUUCGUGAUGCGCAUGAAUGGGUUAGAGCGUGUGAUGCUUGCCAGAGGGCAACAAAUAUAUCCGCACGAAAUGAAAUGCCUCAACAUCCAAUGCAAGUCUCCUCACGAGGUAACAAAUACAUCCUAGUUGCUGUAGACUAUGUCUCAAAAUGGGCCGAAGCUCAAGCUUUGCCCACAAACGAUGCUAGGGUAGUCGUGAGAUUGGCUACGCCAUAUCACCCUCAAACCAGCGGGCAAGUUGAGGUCACAAAUCGGGGUUUGAAAAGAAUCCUUGAGCGGUCCAUUAAUAACAACUGCAAGGAUUGGUCAGAUAAGCUAGAUGACGCUCUGUGGGCUUUUAGAAUAGCAUUCAAGACACCUAUUGAGACCACACCCUUUAGGUUGGUUUAUGGAAAAGCCUGUCAUCUACCUGUCGAGCUAGAACAUAGGGCAUAUUGGGCCUUGAAAACGGCAAAUAUGGAUUUGAAGAGCGGAGGUGAAGCCCGUUUUCUGCAGAUUCACGAGCUCGAGGAGCUAAGAAACCAUGCCUAUGAAAGUUCUAGCAGGUACAAAGAGCGAGUCAAGAGGUUUCAUGACAAAAGAAUAAAAGAACAUAAAGAUUUCCGCGUUGGAGAUCUUGUUUUGUUAUACUCCUCGCGACUGCGUUCAUUCCCCGGGAAAUUGAGAUCUCGAUGGACGGGCCUUAUACGAUCAAAGAAGUAUUUUCAUACGGAGCCGUUAUCAUCGAAAAUUUAUGCGGGGAAACAUUUAAAGUCAACGAUGAAUCACAGAUUCCUCCAGUUCAGCGAGAACAAAGCGAGAGAACAACCAUGUAUUGCCAGACUAGAAACAUUAUGGAAUAGACGGGGACAAAUCGGUGCACCAAGAAGGAUCAACUGGGAUACUCUGACAGCCCUAAACCAAGAAGAGAGGCUAUCUAAUAUGAUGUCACAUCUGAUGUCAAGGUUGUUCAACAUUGCACGACCCGUUUAUCUUGAACUAUCAUUGGAAUUCUUUGCUUCAUACACUUAUGAAAAGCCAAGAAGCGAGAAUCCAGACUUCAAAAACUGA